Rotaria sp. Silwood1 is the source of this 539-nucleotide messenger RNA. The record is from the annotation of a GenBank genome assembly. NCBI's taxonomy places the organism in Eukaryota, Metazoa, Rotifera, Eurotatoria, Philodinida, Philodinidae.
GACUCAAACUACCGUCGCUAUCACCAGACUGGUUAAACAUAGCAAUUUGUUUAAUUCUUUCAAUAGAAAAUAAUUAUCAUCGUCAACGUAUUUCACGUUCAUCAUUAUCAUCAUCAUCAUCAAAUGUUUCUCCAUUAGUUGAUGUUAUUUAUACAUUUAUCGAAGAAUGGUUAAAUGAUGAAGAAAAAAAAAGUCGUUCAACUAAAAUUAAAUUUUCUUCGCCUAUAUUUGAAUUAAAUGAUCCUUCUGAACGUUCAUCAUUUAUUCUCGAACAAAUACUUGUACCAAUAAUGCCAUGUAGUUUAGUUGUUCAAAAAAUUUAUUCAUGCAAACAUAGUUUAUCUACAGUGAAGAUAUAUAUGACAUUAUCAUCGAUACUUGUUAAUGUAAUACGAUCCGGUUUACAUCUUGAACAUCAAUUAUUUUCGUUUUUUUCGAAAAACUCCUCGGACUUACUUUGUAAAUUGUGCAAUAGGGAAACUAUCCGACAUAUCGACAUGCUUGAUUGGCCCCCCAAUAUUAAUAAUAAAUGUUCAUGA